Messenger RNA from Guyanagaster necrorhizus, 324 nucleotides. RefSeq lists its product as uncharacterized. The transcript is spliced from 2 exons. Lineage: Eukaryota; Fungi; Basidiomycota; Agaricomycetes; Agaricales; Physalacriaceae. Gene Ontology annotation, molecular function: ATP binding; protein kinase activity. The annotation marks the transcript as partial. Gene Ontology annotation, biological process: protein phosphorylation. The record is from RefSeq and is a predicted model, not a curated record.
CACCAGAUUGCGUUCGAAAGGGCCUGUAUUCUGCACCGCGAUAUAAGUGUCGGAAACAUCAUGAUCACCGCAAAUCACAGAGGCUUUCUUAUCGACUGGGAUCACUGCGUCAUUCUUAGCCACAAAAGCGGCGAGAAGCGCGUUGGAAGAGGUGGAAAAUGGCAGUUUGUGUCUGCAAAGCUCUUGACUUCCUUCUGCAAUGUACAUACAAUUGUAGACAAUAGAGAUUCCUCCCUAUGGAUUCUUCCCUAUGUGGUUCUCCGAAAUGUCCGGAAUGAACUUUCACCGGUUGAACUGUACGAGACCAUGAAGAUGUUGUUCGAA